Messenger RNA from Clonostachys rhizophaga, 1254 nucleotides. NCBI's taxonomy places the organism in Eukaryota, Fungi, Ascomycota, Sordariomycetes, Hypocreales, Bionectriaceae. The record is from the annotation of a GenBank genome assembly.
AUGAUCGAGAGACCCAAAAUUGAAAUUGAGAAAGUUCGAGUCCAAGUACUCGAGUGGACACUCAAAUUUUACCCUUUCCCAACGUUUCUUCGCGCCCUUUAUGCCCUCUUUGACAGCGAUAGUCUGGACAAUUCCGUGCUCCAGUACCUUCAAACCCAGGGUAACCACCUUUGCGGCAGUCCCAUCCGCUUCAUCGAAUCUAUGCUUCACCUGUGGUUCGUCAGCGCAGCUCCGGUUCUUGCCCGAGAUGCCCUAGGAACAGACGUGGAUUCCAUCGCCUUGGGCAGAAAUGGUCAAAUUGCCGAAGACUUGGACGCUGAUAGCUCUUCAGCAAAGCUUCUCUACGUCAAUCUGGGAAUCCUGUCCAUGCUUCUAACCUCUAAGAACUGGAGAGACCCGGCUGAUUCUUCACUCCACGCUGCCACACUCACUGCGAAUACCGUGGCGUCCAUGGUUUUUGCAGCGUACUCUAUUGGGAUGGUGCAACGAAACCUAGACUGGAGCUUCCGUACUGGAAGAGUCCCAUUCCGUCGCGUCAUUCACACAUUUGUCAAAUGUGCUUGGCAACUCUCUCGCCAAGGUGGGAAUAUCAUUGACCGUGGCCCUGGUGGGCUAUUUGGUGCCCUGUCUGAGGAAAUCAGAUUGUCGCAUCAUGGCAAACGCAUCUUGAUUCGCGCCGACCAGGAAGAGGAUGAAGAAGACAAGGAAGAAGAGCAGGAAGAAGAAGGUGAUAAUAAUUUUGAUCUUCAUUCCGAAGAGGAAGAUGAUAGGGAAAAGAAAAAAAAGGAAGAACUAUGGCUUGAGCCGCCCUUUUGGCAUCCCUUCAAGCAAGUCCCAGACGUCACUGGCAUCACUCAUAGAAUGCCGAGCUCCGCGAUGGAGAUUAUUUUACCAUUUCAGCGUUACUAUCGUGGGCUUCGCUUCAGAUUUGACAGGGACAAUCGUCCUCGUACUAUCAUCCGAACAAAAUAUCGGCUCAAGCAGUUUAAUGAUCUCGCAUCCGAAUCUGGAAUGUGGUAUCCUGAUGAAGAGAUACAUGAAGGGGUUUCGGAUGAGGCAUACGAUGUUUUCCCAAGGUACCAGUUUAGCGUCCCAACUUGCAAGCGACCAGCAUCAGACUUUAAAGGUCAUGCCACACUUCCGCUACUCACCAGUGCUGCCAGAGCCAUGAGAUUUGAGGAGGAACCUGAUGAGGUCAAUGGCACGUUAUUCAUGAUGUUGUUUGGUGGUCUGGAAGGUGGGGAAUUCUCUUAA